Molecule: messenger RNA, 5993 nt
Organism: Dunckerocampus dactyliophorus (ringed pipefish)
Lineage: Eukaryota; Metazoa; Chordata; Actinopteri; Syngnathiformes; Syngnathidae
Product: adenylate cyclase type 6-like
Exons: 23
Coding region: 462-4094 (1210 amino acids)
Biological process (GO): adenylate cyclase-inhibiting G protein-coupled receptor signaling pathway; intracellular signal transduction; adenylate cyclase-activating G protein-coupled receptor signaling pathway
Cellular component (GO): plasma membrane
Molecular function (GO): adenylate cyclase activity
Source: RefSeq, a predicted model, not a curated record
AACAGCGGCGCUUUGAGCCGGAGAGGGUCAGGGGGAGGAGAUGCACGGGAGUGGAGCAAGAAGACUACAUGAGGAGAGCCACAGGGUGAGCAAUUCUUGGUGAUCAUCCUUGGACAGCUAGCCCACCAAUGGUCCUCCACCCUGGACUCUCACACCGAAGACCUCACCGAAUCGGCUCGUUCGCUGCGGUCGUGUCGGCCAGCGGGAUGAGGAGAUGAUCACGAGCCAGCGAAACCGGUGGAGACAGGCCUGACAGCAGAGACGGGUCCUCUCAAAGACCUUUACACUUUGAUCCCUGAUUUUGGCGCAGACGUCUGGAGCUUUGUGGUAAACAUUUUGACUCCAUCCAGUCACCCCUAGCGUGCGGCCCUAAGGAGUGGCUACCAGAAACCCCUCGCUGCUUCAAAACUUUGUCCAGGGGGAUAAAUGAGUGAGCCGGCUGCAAGGGAAAGGGCGGGGACAUGUACCAGAACCCCAACAGAAUGUCCUGGUUCAGUGGGUUCCUAGUUGCCAGAGUGGAUGACCGAAAGACUGCGUGGGGGGAGCGCAAUGGCAAGAAGUCCAAACGGAGGGGAGGCUCAUCUCUGUGUAACCCACGUUACAUGAGCUGUCUGCGGGACCCAGAUGCUAUGGAGCCCCCCUCUGGAGCCCCCCUCCAUCAGCACCACCGUGGAGGGGUGCCAGGGGCCAUGGGAGGCGGGAGCAACUUUGGCGCCCGUUGCGGAUGGCAGGAGGACCACUACGGCAAAAGGGGCGGGCCUCACAGCCACAGGGAAGGGGUGGGGUUGAAAUCAGUGGACUUGGACUUUGAGGAUGGGGAGUUGAAGGGCAGGAAAGGCGGGUGUAACGGCGGAAGUGGCGACAUGGGAGACGACAGCGCCAACGGUGCCGGGGUGGUGACGGCUGCGGACUGCUGGCUCAGGGUGGUGCGGGUAUUCCAAUCGAAAAAGUUCCAGUCCCGCAAACUGGAGCGCCUAUACCAGCGUUACUUUUUCAGGCUCAACCAGAGCUCCUUGACCAUGCUGAUGGGGGUACUCGUGAUUGUGUGCGGCAUCAUGCUGACCUUCCACUGUGUCCACGCCCCCCCUCAUGUGGCCUAUUCGUCCACCUUGUCAGUGGCAAUGGCGCUCUUCAUGGCUCUUAUGGUAGUGUGCAACCGCAACGGCUUCCAUCAGGACUACAUGUGGAUGGUCAGCUACCUGGUCAUUGGUGUCUUGCUGUCAGUCCAAGUGUUCGGAGUGCUGAUGGUGGCACCCCGGAGCGCUUCGGAGGGCAUCUGGUGGUCUGUGUUUUUCAUAUACAUCAUCUACACCCUCCUACCUGUGAGGAUGAGGGCGGCCGUGUUAAGCGGAGCUGUGUUGUCCAUCAUACACGUGGUCACCACCUGGCAGCUCAACCAGGAGGACAAGUUCGUUUGGAAACAGGUGAGUGCAAAUGUCCUUAUUUUCCUUUGCACCAACAUCAUUGGAAUCUGCACCCACUACCCUGCUGAGGUAUCUCAAAGACAAGCCUUCCAGGAGACCAGAGGAUACAUCCAGGCCAGACUACAUCUGCAGAGGGAGAAUCAGCAACAGGAACGUCUGUUGCUCUCAGUGCUGCCAAGGCACGUUGCCAUGGAGAUGAAGGCUGACAUCAAUGCCAAAAAAGAAGACAUGAUGUUCCAUAAGAUCUAUAUCCAGAAACAUGACAAUGUCAGUAUUCUGUUUGCCGACAUUGAGGGUUUUACCAGCUUGGCCUCCCAGUGCACAGCUCAGGAACUGGUCAUGACGCUCAACGAACUCUUUGCCCGUUUUGACAAGCUGGCCUCGGAGAACCACUGUCUACGUAUUAAAAUUUUGGGUGAUUGUUACUACUGUGUGUCUGGGCUACCUGAACCCCGGGCUGACCACGCCCACUGCUGUGUGGAGAUGGGUGUGGACAUGAUCGAGGCCAUCUCGCUGGUGCGUGAGGUGACAGGCGUCAAUGUCAACAUGCGCGUCGGCAUCCACAGUGGCCGUGUGCACUGCGGCGUCCUAGGACUCAGGAAGUGGCAGUUUGACGUGUGGUCUAAUGAUGUCACACUGGCCAAUCACAUGGAGGCGGGAGGCAAAGCAGGGCGGAUCCACAUCACCAAGGCCACGCUGCAGUAUCUCAAUGGCGACUAUGAAGUGGAGCCAGGCUUUGGAGGGGAGAGGAAUGCUUAUCUGAAGGAGAACAGCAUUGAGACCUUCUUGGUCCUCGGCUGUAGUCAAAAGCGGAAGGAAGAAAAGGCGAUGAUGGCUAAGAUGCAGCGGACGAGAGCCAACUCCAACGAGGGAUUGAUGCCACGCUGGGUCCCUGAUAGAACUUUUUCCAGGACCAAAGACUCCAAAGUCUUCAGACAAAUGGGCAUUGAUGAAACCUCAAGUAAAGACAACCGGGGCGUCCAGGAGACCAUGAACCCAGAGGAUGAGGUGGAUGAAUUCCUAGGACGAGCCAUCGAUGCUCGCAGCAUCGACCAGCUAAGAAAAGACCAUGUUAAAAAGUUCCUGCUCACAUUCCAGACUUCUAGUUUGGAGAAGAAGUAUUCCAAGAAGGUGGAUGAUCGUUUUGGAGGCUAUGUUGCUUGCACUCUACUAGUAUUCUGCUUCAUAUCUUUCAUACAAAUUGUCAUCUUUCCACACACUCCGGUCAUGCUGGGAAUCUACAUCAGUAUCUUCAUCAUCCUGGCCAACAUCCUUUUCAUCUGUGCCAUAUAUUCUUGCAUCAAGCUCUUCCCAGCUGCAAUGCAGACUGUUUCAAAAAAGAUUGUCCAGUCUCGCACCAACAGCACUCUGGUUGGAGUGUUCACGAUCAUCCUCGUCUUCAUCUCUGCCUUUGUCAACAUGUUUGCAUGUGACACCAAGAGCUUAGCGGAGUGCGUCGCAGAGAAGUCAAACACCUCUGCCACCACGGUGACACCAUGCUUGAUCCGCAGCUUGAAUGUGUCCAUUGAAGGGGGUCUAGAGAUCUGUCCCAGUCAAGGCCCCUCCUGCCCUUUUCCUGAGUACUUCAGCUACAGCGUGCUGCUGACGCUGCUGGCCUGCUCGGUGUUCCUGCAGAUCAGCAGCAUUGGGAAGUUGGCCCUGAUGCUGCUCAUCCAGUUCACCUUCCUGCUACUGGUCGAGUGGCCACAAGUAGCACUAUUUGACAAUGCAGAUCUCUUUGUCACCUCUAAUGCCAUUGAUCUAAAUGAAACAAGUAAUCAGUGGUCCAGUUUCAAUGAAACUACAAGCCAUUGCCCAUUUGUUGUGACCAAAGUGUCCCUGAGGGUCAUGACCCCAGUAAUCCUCACAGUCUUUGUCCUGGCACUGUACCUGCAUGCCCAGCAGGUUGAAUCGACUGCACGCCUUGACUUCCUGUGGAAAUUACAGGCCACUGAAGAAAAGGAGGAGAUGGAGGAACUACAAGCCUACAAUCGUCGCCUCCUCCAUAAUAUUCUGCCUAAAGAUGUAGCUGCUCACUUUUUAGCACGUGAGCGGCGUAAUGACGAGCUCUACUACCAGUCCUGUGAGUGCGUGGCGGUCAUGUUUGCCUCCAUCAGCAAUUUCUCAGAAUUCUAUGUGGAACUGGAGGCCAAUAACGAGGGGGUGGAGUGUCUGCGGCUGCUCAAUGAGAUUAUCGCUGAUUUUGAUGAGAUCAUCAGUGAGGAGAGGUACAGGCAGCUGGAGAAAAUCAAGACCAUUGGAUCCACCUACAUGGCCGCCUCCGGCCUCAAUGACUCCACCUAUGACAAGGAGGGACGCACCCACAUUACUGCACUGGCUGACUAUGCCAUGAGACUGAGGGAGCAGAUGAAAUACAUCAAUGAGCAUUCCUUCAACAAUUUCCAAAUGAAGAUAGGUUUGAAUAUUGGACCAGUGGUAGCAGGAGUCAUCGGGGCACGGAAGCCUCAAUAUGACAUUUGGGGAAACACAGUUAAUGUGGCCAGUCGCAUGGACAGCACGGGUGUACCAGACCGCAUACAGGUGACAACAGACCUCCAUCAGGUGCUGUCGAGCAAAGGAUACGUGUUGGAGUGUCGCGGGGUUGUUAAGGUCAAGGGUAAAGGCGAAAUGACAACCUACUUCCUGAAUGACGGGCCACCUAACAGUUAGCAGCCGCGGCAACAGCAGGUGCCCCCUGCAGGGACACAGCACCACUGAGUGAAAACUCACGGGGUGAGCGAAUGGCUGAAAAAAAAACUAUACACGCCAUCACUUGAAUCCCAAGCAAGGAAGGGAGGGAGGGGAAGUGUUUUGGAUUUUCGAAGGAACCUUGUUCCUGAAGAGAGGGAAAUGUUCUCAUUUGACAGCCAUUUUGGUGCAAGUGGAAAGGACAGCUGUUUUUCUCACGUCUAGCCUCUCUCUCAGGCUCCUUGAAAGAUGCAAAGUCUGUUUAUUUAAAUCAACGCCUUUUAGCCUGUGUCAAAAGAAGAUUUAACGCUGUACAUAAGGCUACUUUCUUUUCAUUCUUAGUUUUUGGUUCACAUGAAUUAAGAGAAGGUACUGGUAUUUUCUUUCCAGAUUAUUUAUUUCUAUCUCAAAUGUAUUGUGCAAAAGGUCCUUUAUGAAACAGUGUGACUACAUAAAGUACGUGCACAAAUAUCCAGUUUAUUACACGAUGGUAAGUGUGUACAGUAUGUACAUGCAUAUUUGUGUAAUGAAUAUAUAGUAUGUAUAAAAUGAGGACUACAUUGACCAAAGACUAAAGUACUUACUAAAAGCAAGGCAAGACAUGUUUGAUCUGUUCUUGCAAAUGUCAGCAAUGAUCGCCGCCUGUUUUUAAGGCCUAAACUGUCUUCUUGCCCAGCUGCUGGCGGUAAAGACUGCUUCAUUGUUUUCAUAAGAUAUGUAAAAAAAAUCUAUUUUUAUUUUUGUCUGUCAGUACGGCAGCAUUAACUCUAAAUUAUGAUAGUGCCCAUGACUUUUAGACGACUGAGGAUGUUUUGAUGAAGGCUGUAUUUGAAAUCUAGAUUUUUAUUUGUGUUCUCUGAGGAGUACAAGUAGCUCCAGUCGGGUUCAUGUCACGUCUGAUGGUUCUUUACAGAGUUUGAGCCACCAGUCUCCAGCUGGUUUCAGCCGUAACAGUAUGUCAACCGCUCCUUCCCCUUUUGGAGAAGCAUUUUUGGUGCAAAUAGAAGGAACUCAGUUCGAAAGUUAGUUCCGGAGCCAUUGGUGGGGGGAGGGAACUUUGGAUUUAAGCGCAGAGGUACCACAAAGUCUGAUUCUUCUAUGAAGAAGAAAGGGAUGACGGGAUGAAAUAUAUAUCGUUUUGACUGAAUACUGUGCUUUGUAAACCUGAAGGGGCAUAACUAUUUUCACUGUGAGGUUUUUAUUCUACAGCAAAACUGCUUUCUUGCCAAACAUAACUGCUUCGAAGCAUGUCUGAUUGUGGUAUCUUCAGUUCAUUUUUGGUUUGUUUUAACGUAGGGUAUUUUGUACCACUUCUGUAUCCAUCAUUUGUAUAUUCUUAAUGUUAUUAUUAUUAUUAUUAUUAUUAUGAGGAUUCUGAUUAAUUAUAAUUCUUAUUAUGAAGAUUCCAUUCCAGUGAAAAAGGAUAAAAGACCAGCACGCUUUUCUCCGUGAAUGCCAGUCUUAAGGCUCAAGCUCACUGGUACCGACUGAUCGACUACAGCCCAUGAAUUCUGCUGUCCAGUCCCUAUGUACAAUAUAGUAUUUCCACUGGCCAUCGGUGCGAUCAUGUACAGCAAAUAACUCAGCUGCCUUUGCAGCAGAGCCCAGGGGAUGUACGCUCAAAUAAGCAUAGCAGUGAACACAUAUAUGAAGGAUUCACUGUGCUUUUAUUCAUUUUAUUUAUGACACUCCUGCAGUAUUGUAAAUCUCAGUCAGGCUUGUAGGUGAUGUCUCCUUUCCGCACAUCUCAGCAAAGAACAGAACAUACCUACAUUUCCAGGUAUUAUACCACUAUGUGGUGAGUGGGUGAGGGGCAAGUAGAAAGGUGCACAUAUUAUAUAUAUAUAUAUAUAUAUAUAUAUAUAUAUAUAUAUAUAUAUA